AUGCAGACCAAAUCGCUGUUCCUGCUGGCCACCCUGGCCAUGUCGGUGGCCGCAAAGGCUGAUCGCCCUCGCAUCUACUACCCCCACAAGAUCAAGCGCGACUUGGGUGGUUCCAACUCAACCAUCCCCUCUAGCUCAACCACGACGUCGUCGGACUUUGAUGGCAUUCCUGGCCGCUUUGGGCAUCAUCAUCAUCGCACCACCACGAGCUCUACCACCAGCAGCACUUCUACCGACGUCACCUCUACCGGCAGCUCUUCAACCGACGUCUCUUCCACCAGCAGCUCGUCGAGCAGUGUAUCGUCGAGCUCGAGCAGCUCUUCCGAGAGCAGCUCCUCCGAGACCUCCUCUUCGAUCCAGGGCAGUGUGACGACCAUUGUUACGAGGAAAACAGUCAUCGUUACGCCUACUCCCGAAGGCACCGGCAGCAGCAGCUCGCCCACUCCUUUCAAGCCUACCAGAAGCAGCACUCAGUCCGACACGGCACCCUCAGGAACCUCCAGCCAAGCUUCCUCUUCUCAGGCUUCUUCCUCUCAGUCGUCCUCUUCUGACUCGUCGUCUGCUCCGACUUCCGCUCCUGCUGGCACUGGCUCCUCAUCUUCUCAGGGUUCUUCCACCUCUGCUCCUGCCGGAACCAGCUCUUCUGCUGCGCCAUCGUCCUCCUCGAGCAGCGAUGGACUGGGUCUUAGCAUUGGCCUCAGCCUCCCCCUUGGAGGCAAAACGUCCUCUACGACUUCUUCUGCCGCUACUUCUGCCGAGACGACACCUCCUCAGACGACCUCUUCUGACAGCAGUGCUCAGUCCUCUUCCCGUGCUACCUCUAGCAAGGCUAGUGAGACUGGAAUUGUGAUUGAUCCCACUGGCGUCCGCUUCCCUUCGACCACCGCUCCGGCUGAAACUGGGUCUUCCAGUGCUGCUUCUUCCACCAGCAGCGGUGUUCCCGAUAGCAGCUCUUCAGGCAACUCCACCAUCGACAAUGUCAGUUCCACCUCUGCGAAGCCGUCUUCCACUGGUGGUGGUCUUUUGGACCCCAUCAAGUCCAUCCUGGACCCAACAAAGACCUCUGCCACCUCCGCUGCCGAGACGACGGGACCUGCUUCCGAGACUUCUUCUGGCCUGCCAGUCCAGUCAUCUCCCGCUGGCACCGGGUCUACUACGUCUGCUCAGAAGACCACCUCUUCGGACGGAGGCAUUCUUCCUAGCUUGUCCCUGCCCUUGACGCUGCCACCGGUGAUUCCUACUGGAACCUCAUCGUCUCCUGUCUCCAGCUCUGCUCCGGCGACAUCCCAGGAUGGAGCCAACACGACUUCCUCCUCCGCAGGGCCCUCGACUACUCCUAGUCUCAGCAUCCCGCUCUCGAUCUCUAUUCCCACCAUCCCGGUCUCAGUUACUAACUCGGCCACCUCCGCUACGAGCUCUGACGGUUCUGUCGCCAACUCCACCAGCACUGAGCCUCCCGUUACUGGUUCUGCGACUGUUACUGGCCCUCCGGGAGGCACCUCAAGCGCCCCCACCAGCUCAGUGACAGGUUCCCCCGUCGGCAACAGCACCAGCGCCGAUCCAACUGGCCCGAUUACUUCUUCGCCUACCGCUUCAGUUACUGGCUCAGCUACUGGUUCAGUCACCGGCCCUGCCACUGCCUCGGGUACCGCCUCUUCCUCUGCGGUCGAGACCGGUGUCUCGGGCAACAACACAGAGACCUCUGCUCCCGCGACCCAAUCGUCAACCCCGGCAACAUCAGGUGCCGGUGCUACUGCGACAGGCGGUUCGUCAUCCACACUGGUGACUGUCUCGAAAUCUUCCACACCGGUUGUCACCAGCCCUGUUGUCCCGACAUCAACCGCUGAACCCGUCACGAGCAUUCGACCUACUGCCACCUUGACGAACACCGCCGACUGGCUGCCAACAACCAUUGUCAUUGAGCCUACUACAAUGGUCUUCACCCCAGUUACUUCCUCCGAGACUGCCUCUGCCUCGACAGCGCUGCCAACCAAUGUUCCCAAGAUCAUCUACCCCGAUGAUCCCAACACCCCUGCUGCUGAAGGCACUGUCCCGAUCCAGGUUGGAUUCCUGUAUCCUCUCAACUACUUGUUCGUUGCUGGCAACACCGUUGCCGCCGCUCAGAUCUUCAAGUACCUUCCCCAAGCUCUCGCCAACGCUGCUGGCAUCGAUGUGGAGAAGGUCCAGGUUGCCAAGCUUGUUCCUUACGACACCCGAACUCAGUGGGGUUACAUUACCACUCUUGCCAAGAUCAACUACCCCCAGAACCUGAUUGACAAGCUUCAGCUGGACAUGUCGGUUGCCAACUCUCUCAUCUACAACAACCCCGACCCCAUUGUCCGCAACCUGACCGCCUUGAUCAACCCUAAGAUUAACAUCUUCGGCCAAGUUACCGGCGGCGGUUCUACCGAUGGCGGUGAUGGCAGUGGCAGUGGCAGCGGCAGCGGUGGCAACGGUCCUGCCCCUGGCUCCAGCAACAACGACGCCUUUGGCACCAGCAGCACCGAUAGCCAGACCUCUAAGCAAAAGGCCACCACCGCCGGUAUUGCCGUCGGUGCUGUCGGCCUGGGUGCUCUGUAUGGUGGUGCCAUGUUCAUCAUUGCUCGUCGUUACAAGCGUAAGAAGCAGGCUCACCGCCGCAGCAGCUCCCUUGAUGGCAGCCAGCGUUCGUCUGGCAUGCAGUACGCUGGCAACGGAAGCCCUGCCCUCAUGGGCGGUGCUCUGAUGAGCCGCGACAUGUCUAGCUAUGGUGGAACCGGAAUUCGCAACAGCCACAACAGCGGAACGAGCUCUGCUCGAACUGCCAACAUCUCCGCUCCCGUUGCGGCUGAGAACUCCCUUGGCUGGAACUGA
Trichoderma harzianum CBS 226.95 is the source of this 2853-nucleotide messenger RNA. RefSeq lists its product as hypothetical. The record is from RefSeq and is a predicted model, not a curated record. Gene Ontology annotation, cellular component: cell surface; plasma membrane; extracellular region. Bases 1 to 2853 code for a protein of 950 amino acids. Gene Ontology annotation, molecular function: osmosensor activity. NCBI's taxonomy places the organism in Eukaryota, Fungi, Ascomycota, Sordariomycetes, Hypocreales, Hypocreaceae. The transcript has a single exon. Gene Ontology annotation, biological process: signal transduction involved in filamentous growth; fungal-type cell wall organization; osmosensory signaling pathway via Sho1 osmosensor.